AUGUUAUUGAUUCCCUCAUUCAGACCCAAGGCUCAGCGGCGGAGGCAACCAAUCAAAUGCGACGAGACGAAACCCGCAUGUGAGCGGUGCACCGACAAAGGGCUCAAAUGUCCUGGCUUUCCGUCGCAUCCCAAACUUCGCUGGUCCGUAAAGCAUGAGGUAUUUGGCCUCAGACGAUCAACGGUUGAAGCAGCCCAUUCACAGACCUCUGGAGAGUCAUGUAACUCCUCUUCGACCAACAAUGAGGCAGCUCAUCUCAGCCUCGAUUUGCAGCCUGAGAGCGAUGGCGCACGGCAACAACAGCGAUCGGAUAUCGCGACACCCCAUUCGGCUCCAGUCAGCGGCGUACUCGGCGAGACAGGGCCUGGUGAUGCCAGCAGGGUCGACACCCUCGAGCUUCAGUCGGAGAUCAAUGACGAGCACAAACUUGCAGAGCAGAAUUCAUACCCAUCACCCCAUAGCGAGAAUACAAGCACAGCGACUAUCUCCCCAACCCAAGACUGCAUGAUGUGGUGGCCGCCAUGUGACGAUGUGCAGGCAGACGAGACGCAGGACCUCACGACAAAUGCGUCUUUCCAGCAUCUGGCAGUCAACGAUCCCCCGGGCUCAAAUGUGCAAUCUGACCCUCUCGACGGAACAAACGACACCUUCACCACCACCACCACUCCCGAGAUCUCGCAGGCCGACCAGACCCAGCUGCACUCCCAGUUGACUCAUCUCGAUACUGGACUAGUUGAGGCAUAUUUCCUGGUCGUGUGCCCCAUCUUCUCGACCUUUGACUCGCAACGCAAUCAGUUCCGGACGUUUGUGGGUCAGAAAUGGCACAGCUCGGUGCCCAUGUACAACGCGAUCCUGAGCAUGGCCGCGGCCAAACUGUCCUGGCAGAAUCCCACCAUGAAAGUUCACGCGCUGGAGUACCAGUCCAUGGCUCUCAAGUCUCUCCACUCGGCUCUCUCCAGCGGCACGGGGGAGACGCUGAGCACCGAGCUUCUCUUCGUCGUCCUGCUGUUGGGCCUGAGUGCGUGUUGGCACGAAAUCUCAGACCUGGGCACAAUGCAUCUGCGGGCGCUGCAACACGCCAUCACCGCCAAUCGGCUCCCGUGGGCUGGUGAUGAGUCUCAGCAUCUAGACUUCUUCAAGGAAGCCCUGGUGUACUGGCAGAUGGUGGCUUGUCUGGUGGAUGACGACGUGCCUCUCCAUGAUUAUUCCUCCACGUCGGGCCCCAGCCACCGAACACAACAGAAGCAAACCACACAUGCCCAGUCUUUCGUCAACAGAGCGCGCAUCACGCCGCAUCCGUGGGCGGGUGUCGCCACAGCACCGCAGGCGAUCUUUUCGCGCAUUGUACGACACAUCCGGUCUCUACGAUCGUUCCACCCAGCAGUCUCGGGAUCGAGUGCCCUUCUCAGCCGGCCCAGUGACUUCCUGGAGACGCUGAACACCUUGGAGGAAGAGCUCUGGACGCUUGACCUGCCGCAAUUGCAUGAAAUCGCCAACACCGGCGACGAGAACACGCCGGCAAUCCACCAUCUUCUGCUCGCCGAAGCGUACAUGUUCGCCUGCCUCUAUCAGCUCUACUACAUCUUCCCCAACCUCCGACGAAAACGGAUCCGGCGCAUUCUUGCCGCCGAGGAGGACCACGUCAGAGGCUGCUCCUGUCGAUCAUGGACGCAAUCCCACCUCGGUCUGUGGUCGUGCCUUUUGAAGGAAGAGGCCGGUGGUGGCCCAGAUGAAUGGCUGAACUUCCUCGGCAGCAGUAUCAUCAACCGUCUGGAGCAGGUGCACAUCACCUCCGGCACGGCUUGCGUUCAUGCAUUGUUGCUACUUGUCGGGGCCGGCUCUCUCUGUGUGCGCCCGGAGCUGCAAGGCAGUGACGCGGAGGGAGACAUACUUCGGUCACGACAGUUUGUUCUUGAUCGCAUUUCGGCGCUGGCGAGCAGGAUGCUCUCGGCGCCCCUCCUGUGCGUGGCACAGGCGGUCUCUGAGAUCUUCAAAAGACUCGACCUGGGGGUCAAUGUAUUCUGGAUGGAUGUCUUACAGUCUAUGGGUAUUGUUACAAUCAUUGGAUGA
Molecule: messenger RNA, 2070 nt
Organism: Cladophialophora immunda
Lineage: Eukaryota; Fungi; Ascomycota; Eurotiomycetes; Chaetothyriales; Herpotrichiellaceae
Exons: 2
Coding region: 1-2070 (689 amino acids)
Biological process (GO): positive regulation of transcription by RNA polymerase II
Cellular component (GO): nucleus
Molecular function (GO): transcription cis-regulatory region binding; DNA-binding transcription factor activity, RNA polymerase II-specific; zinc ion binding
Source: RefSeq, a predicted model, not a curated record